UUAUGGGUGGUCUGCUGAAACAUAAGGAUAGGAUACAGUUAUCAGAAUGGAUCGGCAGGGCGUGUAAUUUUGCGCUUCUGUACAAGGUCAGCAGAGAUGGAGGAUCUGCAAAGAAGUUCCAUGAGUUGUGUGACAAUAAGGGGCCAACCGUGACCGUAUUCUAUAACAAGGAUAACAAUGUCUAUGGCGGAUAUUUAUCAGAAACUUGGGGUGUUACAUGUACGAACAGCUGGUGCACCGACCAAAAUGCGUUUCUGUUUAAAUUAUAUACUAUUGGAGAGUGGAAGCCCAAGAAAUUUCUUUCUACAGGAAAAAGCGAAAACCAUUACAAGAGCAAUAAUCAUGGUCCAUGGUUUGCGAAUUUGAAUUCUAUUUUUAAUUCUGUUGAUAAAUCUUAUGAUUACUACAAGAUGCACAAUAGCAAUUAUUUCACCGGUUCACACUUCCACAUGGGAGGAGAAUCAUCCCUGUCAAUUGCUAACGGACACAAUGAUGUCACUGACAUGGAAGUCUACCUUGUUAUAGAUGGUCCUAUAUGUGCGAUAUCUGAGAUUCCAUGGAGAGAAAAACCACAGUGGAACUUACAGACUUUUCAAGAACUGAAAGAGUUCAUAACAAAAUACGAACCAUUUGAGGAGUCGGAGGUCCCUGAAGCCAACAUUUUACUGAUUGGACAAGUCGGCGCCGGUAAAUCCAGCUUCCUUAAUACGAUCAAUUCUAUCUUCAAGGGAGUGAUAUCAUCUCGGGCAUGUACAGGGAGCGCUGAAAACAGCUUAACAAAAAGUUUUGAAAAAAUCCGAAUCCGUGAUCCGGCAGCAAAAAAACAUUUGAAGUUCAGGAUUUGUGACACACGAGGAAUAGAAAAGGCUCUUUCUAUUAAAGAAGAAGAUCUUCGAUAUAUUCUGGAUGGAAAUCUGCCUAAUCAUUACAUUUUCAAUCCUGUUGAUUCUGCGUCCGCCAAAGUUCAAGGGUUUGUGAAAGAUCCAACAUUGAAAGAGCGAAUGCAUGUUGUUGUUUUUGUUAUUGAUGGAAGCACAUUAGAUGUUCUACCAGAAGAUAUAAUUAAAAAACUCAAAGACUUUAAGACGCUUAUAGUUGACAAGGGUAUACCUCAAUUAGUUUUCCUUACAAAAAUGGAUAAGGUAUGUGGAUUUGUUGAGAAGGACAUCAGCAACAUGUUUAUGAGCGAAGUUGUAGAGGGUCUUGUAAACAAAGCCGCUGACGUCAUUGGUAUCCCAAGAUCCCACGUAUUUCCGGUGAAAAAUUAUGAAAAAGAAACAAAUCUCCACAUAAAUUUGAACAUAUUAGUUCUAGGAGCGUUACGACAGGCACUUUUGUUUGCCGACGACUUUUUGGAGAAUCAGUCUGAAAUUGAACAAGAGAAUUCACGGCGAUGAAUACAAGGAACACUACAUGUAAUUCAUAUACUGGUUUUCAAAGAUGUGCCUAGCAUUUAAACU
Saccostrea echinata is the source of this 1460-nucleotide messenger RNA. RefSeq names its product interferon-induced protein 44-like. The transcript has 6 exons. NCBI's taxonomy places the organism in Eukaryota, Metazoa, Mollusca, Bivalvia, Ostreida, Ostreidae. Gene Ontology annotation, molecular function: GTP binding. The record is from RefSeq and is a predicted model, not a curated record. The coding region runs from base 3 to 1397 and encodes 464 amino acids.